UGGAGCCCAGAUUUUUGUAUUUGACAUUGUGUUAUCGUGCCAUCCUCUAUUACUUAUAAUAAGACCUUGUAGCAGCUCAGCACAAACCACAAGUGUCAAUUAUGGAUUUUAUCAACCUUAUUCUCAUCGUCAUUGUCGCUCUUUCUAGCACACCAAUCACCAUAAUGUCGGGAUCUGUCACAAACCGUAGUUAUUCAACUACAAACUCUUACACCAGUGUUGCUCUUUCUGCACAAAAAGGUGUAUUUCCUCCUUCAGUGAGCACAGAUUCUAAGGACGACUUAAUCUGCAGAACUUGCAAGAGAUUAUCAGAACAUCAUACAUGUUGUGUCACCUACAUUUGUGUUGAUUUGUACUUCGACAGAUUCAACUGUGGCUCCUGUGGCCUGGUUUGUAAACUUGGAGCAAGAUGCUGCGGUGGGAUCUGCGUUGACAUCAGGAAAGACAAUGGAAAUUGUGGCAAGUGUUAUAAUGGAUGCUCUCCUGGUCGGAACUGUUCCUUUGGCUUUUGUGUCUCUGCCUAAGUGUGUAUAUCUCUAUCUCUAGCAAACAAUAACCAGCUGGUCAAAUAACUAAUUCCCCCGUCUCCUGGGUGAAAUGUUACUGUAAUAACGUUGGACAUUUGCGCGUUUUCUCUUAAGUUUUCUAGUUAGAUAACUAGUUGUAAUCUCAAUUUUGGAUCAAUCAUCCAACCUAAAUCUGUAGAAGUUGAGAGAAAAUGGCAUUCAAUUACUAUGAUGAAAUCACUUGCA
Capsicum annuum is the source of this 752-nucleotide messenger RNA. RefSeq names its product protein STIG1-like. The transcript has a single exon. NCBI's taxonomy places the organism in Eukaryota, Viridiplantae, Streptophyta, Magnoliopsida, Solanales, Solanaceae. The record is from RefSeq and is a predicted model, not a curated record. The coding region runs from base 102 to 524 and encodes 140 amino acids.